Limulus polyphemus (Atlantic horseshoe crab) is the source of this 1797-nucleotide messenger RNA. RefSeq names its product dipeptidyl peptidase 2-like. Gene Ontology annotation, cellular component: vesicle. Gene Ontology annotation, molecular function: dipeptidyl-peptidase activity; serine-type exopeptidase activity. Gene Ontology annotation, biological process: proteolysis. The coding region runs from base 158 to 1597 and encodes 479 amino acids. The transcript has a single exon. Lineage: Eukaryota; Metazoa; Arthropoda; Merostomata; Xiphosura; Limulidae. The record is from RefSeq and is a predicted model, not a curated record.
UCAAUGUUCAACGACUAGUGAGACAGCAAGUUUCUGUUUACGAGUUUAAUUAAGUGACCAACAAAGCAGUAGAGGUUUAACAUACGACAGAUAGUUUACUUUCCAUUGCAUUUAAACAGUUUCAGGUGAUCAUUUAACCCAUACGUAGACAACAAAAAUGGGUUCGGAGAUCAUAUUUUUUAUGACUUUUUUCAUUGCUUGUAAGAAUGGAAUAGCAAACAGUUACACCGUCCCUUACAAAGAAAUGUUUUUCAAUCAAACUUUGGAUCAUUUCAACUGUGUGUCCUUCGGGGAGAAAACGUUUCAACAAAGAUAUCUACUUAAAGAAACUUGGUGGAACCAAGGAGUAGGGCCUAUCUUCUUUUACACAGGAAAUGAAGGCGACGUUGCUGUCUUCUGGAACAACACCGGUUUUAUACAGGAAAUUGCUCCCAAGUUUCAAGCUUUGGUUGUUUAUGCUGAACACAGGUUUUAUGGGAAGUCAGUGCCAUCCGGAAAUGACAGUUUCAAACAUCCGAUUGUUGGACUUUUAACGAUUGAGCAAGCGCUGGCGGACUACGCUCACCUGCUAACUCACUUGAAGGAGGAACUCAACGCUAGCCAAUGUCCAGUGAUUGCAUUCGGAGGUAGUUAUGGGGGGAUGUUGAGCGCGUACUUUAGGUUCAAAUAUCCAAAUAUUGUUGAUGGAGCUAUAGCAGCGAGCGCCCCUAUAUAUCAGGUAGCUGGGCUUACAUCGAGUUCAAGUUUUUUUCAGGCUGUGACACAGACCUUCCACAACGCAUUGCCUAAUUGUGAAUCUCAAAUAAGAAAGGCCUUUCAGAUUUUAAACCAAUGGGCCGCAGAAGGAGUCGUUGGAUUUAACAGAAUACGGAAGACUUUCAAUCUCUGUGAUGAUAUUUCUAAUCUUACAAAAUUUCAACAUUUCCUUUCAUGGGCAAGAAAUGCUUUUGUCUUUGUCGCCAUGAUGGAUUACCCAUAUUCUACAGACUUUAUAGGAAAACUCCCCGGGCAUCCAGUCAAGACAAUGUGCCAGCAAAUGUUCUCAACAUCAGCACCGACGAAGGGUCUUGCCGUCGCUGUGUCACUGUUUUAUAAUGCAUCUGGAGACAAGGAGUGUCUCGAUGUGGAUAAAUUCAUUCCGUGUGCUGAUCCAACUGGUUGCGGAGAAGGCGAGAACUCUCGGGCUUGGGACUACCAGGCAUGUACAGAAGUGAACUUAGAAGGAGGCAGUAAUAAUGUGACAGACAUGUUCCCAGAGUUGCCCUUCACAGCCGAGAUGAGGGACGAAUAUUGCCUAAGAACCUGGGGAGUGACUCCUCGACGAGAUUGGUUAAAAACUCAUAUGUGGGGAAGAGAUAUUGCCCAUUCCACAAACAUCGUGUUCAGUAACGGUGAUUUGGAUCCGUGGACGCAAGGGGGCGUUACACACAACGUAUCGUCUGGGAUUCAUGCUAUCCUCAUCAAAGGAGGGGCACACCAUCUAGACCUAAGAAGAAGCAACCCUGCUGAUCCUAACUCAGUUAUAGUAGCUAGGUCGUUUGAAAAGAUGAUGAUUUAUAGUUGGAUUAAACUAGCAAGGAAAAGUAAGAAUUUUUAAAACAUCUAACUGUUCAUUAAAAUAACUGAAGUAAUAAGCGUUUUUGCAGAGCCAUAUUUUGUGUAAUUAUCAACAUUUAGUUAUUUACCUAUCAAUCUUUAAUACUGCAAGUACUAUUUUAAUCGUUUAGUUCCUACGACAGAAGACAGUUGUUUUGUAAGUGAAAAGUUAAAAUAAAGACGAACAUUCGCUUUCCCUAA